AUGGGAGCCAAUCCGGUCUUUGCAGUCACUGUCUUCUUUAUUCUCUUCCGAGAAUGUCUGGAAACGACAGUGGUGGUGUCGGUCCUGCUGGCAUUUUUGAAGCAGACUCUGGGAGCCGAAGAGGACAACACAGUUUAUAAGAAGCUGGUCCGACAGGUAUGGCUAGGAUGCGCAUUGGGGAUCGCCAUUUGUCUGGCGGUCGGUGCCGGCAUGAUCGGUGCCUUUUACGGCCUCGGCACCGACACCUUCUCCGCCACGGAAGAUAUCUGGGAGGGUGUGCUGGGUAUUGUGGCCGCCAUCAUCAUCACCAUUAUGGGUGCAGCUUUACUGCGGGUGUCGAAAAUCCAGGAGAAAUGGCGCCUCAAGCUGGCCAAGGCUUUGAAUCACGACAAGAACCCCGACGAGUCGUCGGGCGGACGGAUCAAGCGUUGGUCGGAGAAGUAUGUGAUGUUCAUGUUACCAUUCAUCACCGUCUUGCGUGAAGGUCUGGAGGCUGUCAUCUAUGUGGGUGGUGUUGGCUUGGGUCUACCCGCCUCGUCCUUCCCACUCGCGGUGUUUUGCGGUCUGCUCGCGGGGUUCAUUGUUGGAUACAUCAUCUAUCGCGGUGGGCGUGAAACUUCCAUGCAAAUCUUCUUGAUUGUCUCGACAUGCUUCCUCUACCUGGUGGCCGCUGGCCUCUUCUCUCGUGGUGUCUGGUUCUUGGAGAACAAUACCUGGAAUCACCUCGUCGGCGGUGACUCCGCCGAGACCGGGUCGGGCCCCGGAUCAUAUGACAUCGGCCAGAGUGUAUGGCAUGUCAACUGCUGCAAUCCUCUGAUCGGCGGCGGCGGUGGCUGGGGUAUCUUCAACGCGCUGUUUGGCUGGACCAACUCGGCGACAGUGGGCUCAGUCCUGGCAUAUAAUUUCUACUGGAUCGUCGUGAUUGUCGGCUAUAGCCUGAUGAUGUGGCGUGAGCGUCACGGACCCUUGCCCUAUCUGGACCCGGCCGUGGCCAAGAUUGCGCGGGCCAAAGCUCGUGCGAAGGCGUUUGUGUUCCGCACGAAGUGGGAUCAACCUGACUUGGAUGAGCCCGUUACCGCGGGGUCAUCCCGUGUCGAGAGAGACAAUCUUGAGGCCGGUGUGCUGCACUCCGAGAAAGGUGCUGGGGCUGCGGUGUCUAAUGUCACGCGACCCUAG
Molecule: messenger RNA, 1176 nt
Organism: Penicillium diatomitis
Lineage: Eukaryota; Fungi; Ascomycota; Eurotiomycetes; Eurotiales; Aspergillaceae
Product: FTR1 family protein
Exons: 4
Coding region: 1-1176 (391 amino acids)
Biological process (GO): iron ion transmembrane transport
Cellular component (GO): high-affinity iron permease complex; plasma membrane
Molecular function (GO): ferrous iron transmembrane transporter activity
Source: RefSeq, a predicted model, not a curated record